This is a messenger RNA of Sus scrofa (pig), 948 nucleotides long. RefSeq names its product olfactory receptor family 9 subfamily G member 4 (gene OR9G4). Gene Ontology annotation, cellular component: membrane. Gene Ontology annotation, molecular function: olfactory receptor activity; G protein-coupled receptor activity. Gene Ontology annotation, biological process: G protein-coupled receptor signaling pathway. The record is from RefSeq and is a predicted model, not a curated record. Lineage: Eukaryota; Metazoa; Chordata; Mammalia; Artiodactyla; Suidae.
UCUGUGGACAUGGAUGUUGGAAAUCGCACUGUCUUGACUGAAUUCAUCUUAGUGGGCCUCUCAUCAGACCCCCGGUGGCAGAUGAUGUUAUUUGGAAUAUUUCUAAUUCUCUAUUUGGUUACUUUGUCAGGGAACAUGACCCUAGUUAUUUUAAUCCGUAUUGAUUCCCACCUGCACACACCUAUGUAUUUUUUCAUUGGCAACUUGUCUUUUUUGGAUUUCUGGUACACCUCUGUGUACACCCCCAAAAUCCUGGCCAAUUGUGUCUCUGAUGAUAAGCGCAUUUCCUUGGCUGGAUGUGGAGCCCAGUUGUUCUUUUCCUGUGUUGUAGCCUACACAGAGUGCUAUCUCCUAGCAGCCAUGGCUUAUGACCGCCAUGUGGCCAUCUGUAAUCCAUUGCUUUACUCAAGUUCUAUGUCUGAUUCUCUCUGUACUGGACUCGUUGCUGGCUCCUACGUAGGAGGGUUCUUGAAUGCCAUAGCCCACACUGCCAAUACUUUUCGCCUGAGUUUCUGUGGCAGAAAUAUCAUUGACCACUUCUUCUGUGAUGCACCACCACUGGUAAAGAUGUCUUGUACAGACACCCACGUUUAUGAAAAGGUCCUCCUGGGAGUGGUGGGCUUCACGGUCCUCUCCAGCAUUCUUGCCAUCCUGAUCUCCUAUUUCAACAUCCUUCUGGCUAUUCUGAGGAUCCGCACAGCCUCGGGAAGACGCAAGGCCUUCUCCACCUGUGCUUCACACCUCAUCUCGGUCAUGCUCUUCUAUGGGUCCUUGCUCUUCAUGUAUUCAAGGCCAAGUUCCACCUACUCCUUGGGGAGGGACAAAGUGGCUGCCCUGUUCUACACUGUGGUCAACCCACUGCUCAACCCUCUCAUCUAUAGUGUGAGAAACAAGGAUGUCAAAGAAGCCUUCUGGAAAACAACUCAGAUCAUAAGGCCUCAGAGAUGA